Molecule: messenger RNA, 1668 nt
Organism: Sphenostylis stenocarpa
Lineage: Eukaryota; Viridiplantae; Streptophyta; Magnoliopsida; Fabales; Fabaceae
Source: the annotation of a GenBank genome assembly
AUGAGACGAGUGAGUGGCAAUGAAAUUGAAGAUGAGGUGCUUCCCAAUGAUCUGAGUGCGGCACAGUUGACUGAUGAGAGUUAUGAAGGAAGUGCCGGCGUUGUUCUGAAGAAAGGGCCGUGGACAUCAACUGAAGAUGAUAUUUUGGUGGAUUAUGUCAACAAGCAUGGGGAGGGGAACUGGAAUGCUGUUCAGAAGCACACAGGGCUAUUACGUUGCGGAAAAAGUUGUCGGCUGCGAUGGGCUAAUCACCUAAGGCCGAAUUUAAAGAAAGGGGCGUUUACUGCAGAAGAGGAGCGGUUCAUUGCUGAACUUCAUGCCAAAAUGGGAAACAAAUGGGCACGCAUGGCAGCACAUUUGCCUGGUCGUACCGAUAAUGAGAUAAAGAAUUACUGGAACACCCGGAUCAAGAGGCGUCAAAGGGCUGGGUUGCCACUUUAUCCCCCAGAAGUGUGUUUGCAAGGUUUUCAAGAGAGUCAGCGUAGCCAAAACAAUGGUGGACUUAAUGGUGGCAAUAAAAUGCAUCCUGAUUUAUUGCAGAAAAAUAGUUAUGAGACACGUGUUGCUAUAUUUGACAGCCUGAAGGAUAAUCAGGGAAUAUUACCUUAUGUGCCCGAGUUUUCUGACGUUUCUGUUUAUGACAAUAUGCUAAAAGGUCUUGAUUCUUCUCAAUAUUGUAGUUUUAGGCCACCAACAUCACCUAAGCAUAAGCGUCUUAGAGAGUCAACAAUACCAUUUAUUGAUUCCAGUGAUACGAAAAAAACUGGUUUAUAUCCAUUUGGUCAAUUUCGGGACAAUAAUUCUGAUAAGAUUGCACAAUCAUUUGCAAUGCAAGCACCCCUUGAUCCUGCUCCCUCAUCACACAGCUCAAUGUGUUACAGCCAUUCACUGUCAAAUGGCAAUUCCUCUACUUCUAAGCCCACUUAUGAGGCUGUGAAGUUGGAGCUCCCUUCACUCCAAUAUCCAGAACUUGAUUUAGGUAGCUGGGGUACAUCUCCCCCACCUUCUUUGCUCGAGUCAGUUGAUGACUUCUUUCAGUCUCCUACACCAAUUAGUACACUAGAGUCAGAUUGUUCUUCACCGCAAAAUAGUGGCCUGCUGGAUGCCUUACUUUAUCAGGCAAAGACUCUGAGCAGUUCAAAGAACCAUUGUUCUGACAAAAGUUCAAAUUCUUCUACAGCAACCCCUGGUGACAGAGCCGACAGCUCUGCUUUAAAUGUGUACGAGACAGAAUGGGAAGAUUAUGUUGACCCUGUAUCUCCCUUUGGUGCGACUUCAAUAUUGAAUGAGUGCCCUGCUCUUAGAGCCAACGAGAAUUCGUUGGAUGAACAGCUACCCGUUCUGACAUUUACUGGCAAUAUUCCAAAAUUAGAGUUUGUUGAUCAGGUUUGGACUCCUGAGAGUGAAAAUCAAACCUUGUCCCUGUUGAAUAUUGCUGGUUCAGACUUCUUGCUUGCUUCAGAUUGGCCUGACCUAGGUUCUGGGCAUGGCAAGAACCAAGCCAUCACAGCUGAUACUGCAAUGACCCUUCUUGGAGACGAUUUUUCCACUGACCAGAAGCAUAUGACUGCUGGCACUUCUCAGUCAAGUCAGAUGUGGGGUUUUGGUUCUUGUGCAACGGCAGCUAACAAUGUGCAUGGUCUCUGUCAGCUGUCCGAUCUUGGUUAA